UCCCUAGAGUUACACCUCUGUGGUGAUAGAACAGGCCAUCUUUCUUCCUCGGCGCUACCGUGAAGUACUCAGGAAAUUCAGAGAAAGAGAAAGUGGCAAUGCAUAUCCAGUCUUGUGAGUUUUUCAUCCUCCUGCUCUUGCGAUGAUCAAAUGCUUGGCUGAAGAAGUACAAGGCAGUUUACGUUCUGGAGUGGCUAUCAACUCACUGAGCCAGUGUGCUGAAGAGCUAGUCCUUAACAGCAUAGAUGCUAAUGCAACAUGUGUAGCUAUUAGAGUGGAUUUGGAAACUUUUAAGGUCCAGGUGGUGGAUAAUGGCUGUGGGAUGGAAAGAGAAGAGCUCAACAAAGUGGGGAAUAAGUACUUUACCAGUAAAUGCUGCACACUGGAAGACCUAGAAAAUUUAAAGUUUUAUGGUUUCCGUGGAGAGGCUUUGGCAAGCAUUGCCAACAUGGCCAGCAUACUGGAAAUAUCAUCCAAGACAAAUAAGAUAGCAAAAACCUUCUUGAAACUAUUUCACAAUGGAAAAGGACUGGAAGUCUCUGAAACAGAAUUGAAUAGACCAAGUGUUGGAACAACAGUGACAGUGUACAACUUAUUCCACCAGUUACCUGUGAGGAGAAAGUGCAUGGAUUCUAUACUGGAAUUUGAAAGAGUGAGGCAUAAAGUAGAGGCUCUUUCGCUUAUUCAUCCCUCUGUUUCCUUUUCUUUAAGGAAUGAUGCUUCCUGUUCAAUGGUACUUCAGCUAUCCAAGACAAAAGAUGUGUGUUCCCGGUUUGCUCAGAUUUAUGGUCUAGGUAAAUCACAGAAAUUACGAGAAAUAAAUUAUAUGUCUGGAAGAUUUGAAAUAAGUGGUUUUAUCAGUUCUGAAGGGCAUUACAAUAAGAACAUUCAAUUUUUAUAUGUGAAUAAUAGACUAGUAUUAAGAACAAGAUUGCAUAAACUCAUUGAUUUUUUACUAAGAAAACAAAGUGUUAUAUGUAAGACAAAAAGCGGAGCAUUGACUUCAAGUCUCGCUCGUCAUCGCUCAGGCCCAGAGCUCUAUGGAGUCUUUAUUAUCAAUGUGAAGUGUCAACAUGAUGAAUAUGACGUGUGUUUGGAACCUGCAAAAACUCUAAUAGAGUUUCGCAGCUGGGAUGCUGUCUUAACUUGCAUUGAGGAAGGAGUAAAAGCAUUUUUAAAGCGAGAACAUCUAUUUAUUGAGCUGUGUGGUGAAGACAUUAAAGAAUUUAAUGAAAGCAAUGGCUUUUGUUUGGGUGACACCACUGUUUUACAGCCUUCUCUCCCCGGGGAGAAGGGUAUAGAGGAGAGUUUUAAGAGUGCUUGUGAUAAUAUUGUGGAUUCUUAUGAAAUGUUUAAUCUACAAUCAAAGUCUGUCAGAAGGAAAAUAACUCUUGCAAAGAAGGGAUCCAAUGACAUAGGACCUAUUAACAAUGUCAAAGGAAUAGAUGUUCACCCAGAUUUAACUGGUUCUGAACCUGUUCAUGAACUGCGACAUAAUGAAAUGGAGCCACACAAAAAUGGCACUGCUUCUGAUUUUCCAAAAUUGAGUAAUUUGCAUGAAGAGUCAAAAAUGUCUGUUAAUCUACAGAUUCAAGUCUUGAGUUCCAAGUGUCCAGAAGAACUUGUUGGGCAGGAUAGGUCAGUUGUUUUAGAAAUAGACAGGCACGCUGGUACAUCACUUUGUAAUGAUAUAGGUGCAAGUAGUUGUCAAGAUAGAAUGCUUCAGGAAAAAAGUCCUGAUACUGCCACUAUAGGAAACAUUGAAACUAUGGGAAAUGCUAAUAGGUUUAAAUGUCAACUUCCUUUAGGGUGUGGUUUGAUGGAAAAAUCUAAGGCAAUGAAAGAGGGAAGAGAACCUUACAUAGGGUCACAAACCACUCAAGAAGUGGUAAUGGAACAUGAACCAUUGAAGUUGUGUUCCACUGGCCUCAUAACACACUUGAUGCAAAAUGAGCCACCACAUAAAAGAACAGAAAUGAAGAAUUCACUAAACAGACAACCUAAACUGGGUCCAGUAAGUGCCAAGAACUUAUUUGAAGAAAAACAGGGGGGUUCAGAGCAGACUUCAAAUAUUCAAGAAUGUUUGAGGAUAACCAACAGAAGAAUAUGCACAGCAAAUACAAAUGAAUGCACGCAGAAGGGAAAUUUGCCAGGUCAAAAGAAUGACGUAACUUCAGUUCUUACAGAUGGUAGAGUGGACUUUGUGACAUCACAUAUCAAAGAUUUUUUUCCUGUUGCUCCUUCAGGUUCUGUUCAUCUAGACAAUGCAAUCAAGAAUAGGCAGAUGACUGAACUUCCACUUAGGUCUGCAACUUGUGACAUAACUAAAUUAAGCUUGCAACCAAAGCUGGGAUCAUUGGAUAGAUUCAAGAGACAUUAUGGUAGCAUAAAGAAUACAACACCAAUAACUGAUGUGGAAAAGAGGAAUGAGGUUGAAGUGCCAGUCUAUGUCAGGUCUCUUACUGAUGAGAAUACGGAUCUUCAAAACUCUAGUAUUUGUGAAGUUUCAACUAAGAAGCAUAUUGUUUCUAAUAAUAGUGGCUGUGAUUGCCUUCUUCCUUUAGAAAAGUCUCAACACUUCACAGAAGAAAGUCUAUUAAGCAAAAACAUUUUUCAAGUAAGUCCUCUGACGCUGACAGAUUACUCUCAAAUCAGAAGGAAAUCUCUUUCUGGUACUAAAUUCACGGGAACACUUGCCUCUAAAGUGUCUAGAAUGAAGGAAAGCUUUAAAAAAGUUUUAAAUACAGAAUCUACAGAGCAGCCUUUAGAACAACCCCAAGCAUGCUCAAGCCAAAAAGAUGAAAUCAGAUGGGAUUUCUCACCCCAAAACGAGUCUUUGCAAAGUGCUUGCCACAUAACUCAACUUUCCCCAAGAGAAGUAGGGACAGAGAAUCACUGUUUUGCCUCUGUCUCUGAUAAGCGAGGUAAUUCCAUGGUAAUCCCUAGCACAAGAGUAGGGGAUCUGGAAGAUACUGCCAACCAUUGUUUCAUUGACACUGAUGGAGAGUAUAUAGCCUCUCAAAACAGAAGUUUAGUUUUGUUGAAUAAAGAUGUGGAUUCUGAAGGCCUUUGUGAAGAUACAGCCAUUAUGGAUGGAUCUACAAGGCAAGCCAUAAAAGGCUAUGAAUUCCACAGUGUGAACUUGUCCAGGAACAUGGAAGAUGCCACAGAUGAUUCAAGUAUAAUUCAAACUGAGGAAUCACAAUCUCAUUCUCCUAAGUGGUUUCACCACUUUGAUGCAUCAUUGGGAAGGAUGGUAUACAUCAACAAAAUGACUGGACUGAGCACAUACAGUGCUCCUCCCGGUGAGGAACCUCAAGCUGUAUGUACUAAAGAUAUAAGCACUCUGUCUGUAAAUGUCAUGGAGAAUGGAUUUCAAUGCAGAUGUCAUCCAUUUAGAAGUGAGUUUAUUGUGCCCUUCCUUCCAAGACCUCAGAAAGAGAGGAGUUUGGCAAGCCAGGAUUUUAGAGAUACUCAAGGAGACUCUCUCCAGUCCUUGUUUUCAGAGUGGGAUAAUCCUGUGUUUGCUCACUGUCCACAGGUUGCUGUUGAUGUGAGCAGUAGGCAAGCUGAUAGUCUUGCUGUGAAAAUCCAUAACAUUGUGUAUCCUUACCAGUUCACCAAGAAGAUGAUUGAUUCAAUGCAGGUCCUUAAUCAAGUGGAUAAUAAAUUUAUUGCUUGUUUAAUCAACACUAGGGCAGAUGAGAAUGAAGAGACAGUUUUAGAUGGAAACCUUCUUGUGUUGGUGGAUCAGCAUGCAGCCCAUGAGCGUGUCCGCCUUGAGCAACUUAUCACAGAUUCCUAUGAAAGGCAGCCUGAAGCAUUGGUCAAGAAAAAACUAUUGGCCUCCACUGUGUGUCCCCCAUUGGAGAUUGAGAUAACAGAGGAUCAGAGGAGACUCUUAUGGUGCUGCCACAAAAGCCUGGAGGACUUAGGCCUUGAAUUAUUAUUUCCAAAGGACAAUCCCUCUCAGAUUCUUGUUGGGAAAGUGCCAUUGUGUUUUGUGGAGAGAGAGGCCAAUGAAUUGCGUCGUGGAAGGCAGACAGUGACUAAGAGCAUUGUGGAGGAGUUCAUUCGAGAACAAGUUGAGCUGUUGCAGACAACAGGAGGGGCACAAGGAACGUUGCCAUUAACAAUUCUGAAGGUGCUGGCUUCUCAGGCUUGCCAUGGUGCUAUUAAGUUCAAUGACAGCUUGACUUUGGAGGAGAGUUGCCAUCUUAUGGAGUCUUUGUCCUGUUGUCAGUUACCCUUCCAAUGUGCUCACGGGAGACCCUCCAUGUUGCCUCUUGCAGAUGUCGAUCACUUGCAGCAAGAAAGUCAGCCUAAACCUAAUCUGGCUAAACUACGGAGAAUGGCUAAAGCCUGGCAACUCUUUGGGAAAGAAAAGGAACCCUGCGGUGAAAGUGUGAGGCCUAUUUCAGAAACUCAGUGAAUGCUGCUGCCAAGCACUUCCAGCUGUUCCUACUCUGGAACACAAAUCGCUCUGAAAGCACAGCCAGAGAGACGAGCCAUCACCUGUAAUACUUCAAAGUAUCUUUCAUAGGAGCCAAAAACAUAAUGCCUGUCCUAGGGAAUGCUGAAUGAUUUACCUUACAAUAGAACUGUGUAAAGUGGUUUGGAAAGGCUGUCCCUAUUUUUUUAAAAAUACACCUUUACUUCAUAUUACUAAUAGAAA
Elgaria multicarinata webbii is the source of this 4675-nucleotide messenger RNA. It is a transcript of the gene MLH3, whose product is annotated as mutL homolog 3. Gene Ontology annotation, molecular function: ATP binding; ATP hydrolysis activity; mismatched DNA binding. The coding region runs from base 143 to 4432 and encodes 1429 amino acids. NCBI's taxonomy places the organism in Eukaryota, Metazoa, Chordata, Lepidosauria, Squamata, Anguidae. The transcript has 13 exons. Gene Ontology annotation, biological process: mismatch repair. The record is from RefSeq and is a predicted model, not a curated record. Gene Ontology annotation, cellular component: mismatch repair complex.